UCAACAGGAGCGAAGUUUUGUCUACGCUAUCUAUAGAUCAUUGAAUUUUAAAGAGAACGUAAACUACGAGAAAUGUGAUGAAUGUUAUGAAAUCCGACGAAGAAUGCUAAGUGAACGAAAAAAUCUAUUGCGCUGUGGAAAAUUGUAACAUAUAUAAAAUUUGCGAUUUCACGCACCACGGUAUCAGUGUGACGUUUACGAAAAUGGCACUACAAGAAGAUGAAAACACCUGGUGAGUUUAUUUUCAAAUUCCUCUGUUAGAUACAGAGGCACCAUCUGCAUCUGACAUAUAUGCAAUUUGUAAGGGGCAAGCUGUUCCUACAAACUUAAGACCAGAUGUGUGGCAAGCUUGUUUAGAUGUCAUUGAUCAGGGUAAUCAAUUAAGUCAGUUUAAUGAAGUUUUUGAUUUACCUGAACAAAAUAUCAUUCGUGAUGAUUGUCAGCAGUUGGUUGCAAAACUAGGAAAUGACGAUGAGGACAAAGUUUCCAUUGUUUCUGAUUUAGAGUCUAUUUUAACAUUUUAUUGUAAGAGUAAAGGAAAACAGUAUAAAAGAGGAAAUGGGUGGAUAGAGUUAUUGGGUCCUUUAAUAGCUUUAAAACUUCCACGUAGUGAAACAUAUAAUUUAUUUGAAGCAAUAAUAGACAUUUAUAUUCCUAGGGGUGAAACAUAUAGCUCUGUGUUAAGAUUGUUACUACUUUACCAUGAACCAGAAUUAUGUUCUUUCUUGGACACGAAAAGAGUAUCUCCUGAUCAGUAUACAAAAGGAUGGGUGACCACCUUAUUUGCUGGUGUGUGUUCUUUGCCAGCUGUUUAUACUAUGUGGGAUCUAUACUUCAUGCAAUCUGAUCCAUUUUUUAUGUUAUUCCUUUCGCUUAUAAUGGUAAUAAAUGCUAGGGAGCAAAUUUUAAGUAUGAAAGAUAAUGAUAAGCAGAGUAUAAUAGAUGCAAUUGCUGCUAUGCCUUGUGCACUGGAAGCAGAAGAUGUAACAGACUUUUGUUCAUUGGCACAAUAUUAUGCAAUGAAGACACCAUCGUCUUUUAAAUAUGAUUUAUACCCUAUUAUGUUUGGCGAUCGUUACGAUGAAAAAUGUGUAUCACAUGUGCUUUGUUUGCCUGUAUCAGCCCAAGAAUUAGUUGAAAACUCUAUCGAAAGUCCGUCCGUACCUAAUACCUCCGUUGAAUCUGUCAGAUUUUUUUUAGUGGACUGUAGACCUGCCGAGCAGUAUAACGCAGGGCACUUACCUACUGCGUUCCACCUAGAUUGUAAUUUGAUGUUGCAAGAACCUGCUGCUUUUGCCACAGCAGUGCAAGGAUUGUUGCAGGCACAACGACAAGCACUGGCUGUUGGAUCACAAGCCGGUGGUGAACAUCUUUGUUUUUUGGGAAGCGGUAGACAGGAAGAAGAUCGGUAUACACAUAUGGUAGUUGCAUCCUUUUUACAAAAGCAUACCCAAUAUGUCAGUAUGGUUACAUCGGGAUAUCAAGCUAUACACGAAUAUUUUGGUGAUGAAGUUAUUUCUAGUCUUAUCGAUCAUAAUUCACAGCAUUGUUUAGUAUGCAAUGCUAAUAUAUUAGAGGGAAAUUCUAAUGAAACAAGUCCUGCUAAGGUUAAAAAUAACAAUUCAGACUUCUUUGGAAAGAUAAAGAAAGUGAAGGGAAAGUUAUUCGAUUAUAUUGUUAAUCCAUCAGCAAGUGUUCAUAAUAAUAUAGAGAAUAUAAACGGUAAAGAUUUAGAUUAUAUUAAACGUCAAAAGAAAACGGCUCCUGUAUUUAGUAUAGACGAUGAUCAAGAAUUGGAUAUGACAAUGACGAAUAAUGAAAGUGAAGAACCUGUUGAAGUUGUAUCUAUACAACAAUGGAUGAAAGAUCCAAAAUUGUUACAUUCCUUUAAAUGCCAAGAAGUGAAAGUCAACGGAGAUCUCUGUGAUAGUAUACUUUUGGUUACUGAUACACACCUUAUAGUACUUCGAGAAAUACAAGAGAGGAAAGGUGCAGCACAUGUAAUUGUGAAACGUCCUUUAACAAGUAUUGUUAAAAUAACGUCUAGAAAGAGACAUGCAGAUUUGAUCACGUUCAAAUAUGGUACAACGCAGUAUAACGACACGGUCAUUUCGGAUAUGGAUAAAUUUCUUAUUCCUAACGCAAGUGAGGCAACUAAACUGAUCACGCAACAGAUUUUAAAACAAUUAAAAACGUCAGAUGAAUGUUAG
This is a messenger RNA of Habropoda laboriosa, 2210 nucleotides long. It is a transcript of the gene TBC1D23, whose product is annotated as TBC1 domain family member 23. Gene Ontology annotation, biological process: retrograde transport, endosome to Golgi. The record is from RefSeq and is a predicted model, not a curated record. NCBI's taxonomy places the organism in Eukaryota, Metazoa, Arthropoda, Insecta, Hymenoptera, Apidae. The transcript has 9 exons. Gene Ontology annotation, cellular component: trans-Golgi network.